This is a messenger RNA of Trichomycterus rosablanca, 2866 nucleotides long. RefSeq names its product kinesin family member 20A (gene kif20a). Gene Ontology annotation, biological process: microtubule-based movement. Gene Ontology annotation, molecular function: ATP binding; microtubule binding; ATP hydrolysis activity. The transcript has 19 exons. Gene Ontology annotation, cellular component: nucleus; kinesin complex; microtubule. The record is from RefSeq and is a predicted model, not a curated record. NCBI's taxonomy places the organism in Eukaryota, Metazoa, Chordata, Actinopteri, Siluriformes, Trichomycteridae. Bases 128 to 2815 code for a protein of 895 amino acids.
UGGAUCAGUCUGGAGGCAAAGCGCUGAGGGAACGUUUCUCUCUCACGGCUUCAUUCAUAUUAAAAUUAUAACAUCACGGAUUUAAAAGCAUUUCUGUUAGAGGAAUUACAUAAAAAGUGUGUGUGUGAUGAGUGCGGCGGUGUGUGUCUCAGACCGGGAGGAGUGUGUGUGUGUACUGGAGUCCACAGCGGCGGAUCUCGAUGGUCCAACAGGCAGACGCUUCGAUGCUCCAAUACCAGAACUAUCAGUCAUCAGCCCUGCAGAAACACACACUCAACAGGUACAGUGUGUGAAUCAGAGCAGAGAUGAUCGAAUGGAGGAGAAGCUGCAGGUGUUUCUGCGUAUUCGUCCUCUUACAGAUGCAGAGAAAGAGCGAGGAGAAGAUCAGGGUUGUGUGUGUGUGCAGAGUGAGGAUACACUCCUCUUAAAAGCACCCAGAGACUCACAGAACAUGAAGAGUGCAGAAAGAGGAAUCACACAGAGUGUACACAAGUUCACCUUCACACGGAUUUUUGGAGAGAAGGUAUCUCAGCAGGACGUGUAUGAACAGACAAUGAAGGAGAUGGUUCAAGAUGUUCUGCUCGGAGAGAACCGACUGCUCUACACUUAUGGCGUGACCAACUCGGGCAAGACCUACACUAUACAGGGUUCGUUGGGUGAGGCGGGGCUCCUCCCUCGUGCUUUAAUGUCGGUGUUUAACUCACUCUCAGGACGACUGUACCCUAGUGCUGAUCUAAAACCCAUCCUGAGACAGGAGGUGCGCCGACUCAAUGAGAGAGAGGUUCGAGCUGAGGAGGAGAGACGCCACGCCCUGCUUCGAGAGGAGGAGGUGUGUAGGCAGCGUGCAGGUGGUAAUGCCAGUGUGAGUUGGGACAGUGGUAUUGGCGGACUUUCAGCCCUGACCCGUCUGGAAGACUCAGACGGAGUGUGUGUGGAUGUGGACAGCGUGUCUGUCUCUGAUGUAAAUGUGGAUAAAACCAUGCAGUUCAACGUCUGGGUUUCUUUUUAUGAGAUUUAUAACGAGUUUCUGUACGAUCUGCUGGAGCCGCCCUCGUCUCUACAUUCACACAAGAGAAGCACCCUGAGACUGAGCGAUGACAAAAACGGCAACGUCUAUGUUAAAGAUCUAACAUGGGUAAACGUACGCAGUGCUGAUGAAGCGUGGAAAGUGCUGAGUGUGGGGCGGAGCAACCAGAGCUUUGCUAGCACACACCUGAACCACAACUCCAGUCGCAGCCACAGUGUGUUUACUGUGAGAGUGCUGCACACCCGGCCUGAGGGGGGCGCUGCACGCAUCAGCGAGUUGUGUGUGUGUGAUCUGGCCGGGUCGGAGCGCUGUAAGGAUCAGCAGAACGGUGACAGGAUGAAGGAGGCAAACAACAUCAACACUUCAUUACUCACACUGGGACGCUGCAUCAGUGCAAUAAGACACAACCAGAACUACAAGCAGCGAGGUGCUCAGGUGGUCCCGUUCAGAGACAGUAAACUGACCCGAGUGCUGCAGAGUUUCUUCUCUGGACUCGGCCGAGCUUGUAUGAUGGUCAACAUCAAUUCCUGCAGCUUAAGCUACGAUGAAACGCUACACGCCCUCAAGUUCUCUGCCAUCGCCACCCAGUUGGUUCACGGCCCCUCCACUAAAUCCCGGGUGGCGUACAUCGUCUCCCUGCUGCGGGAUCACACUCAGACUGAAGAUACACUGACUGAGGAGGAGGAGGAGGAGGAGGAGAGUGAUGAAGAUGAGGACGUCUCCAUGUUCCAGCCUGAGGCUCUGGUAAAGGCCAUAAACAUUCUGAAGAAGGAGAUUCUGCGUCAGAGGCAGGAGAAAGAGGAGCUGGAGCUGAAGAUCAGAGAGCAGGUGUGUGCUGAGAUGAUGGAUGUCAUCAACCGUAUGCAGCAAGACUUCAGUGAGACGCUGGAGAAUGAGAGAGAGCUGAUGGAGAAAAGAUGUGAAAAUAAAAUCACCAACCUGAAGAGCAGCUUAAGGAAAUAUUACAGUCUAGAAGUGGAGGAGCGGGAUGAACAGAUCCAGGAGCUCAGUGCUGCUCUGAAGGAGAAAGAAACAGGAGGUGCAGCUCAGAUCUUUCCUCCUCUGAUGGAAGGAGAUGGACCAAGGAGGUCUCAGCGUAUUGCAAACACUAAUAAAUGCAGCUCAGAGAGAGAACAUGCUGAACUACAACAAAUUAGAACUGAACUGGAACAGUGCAGAGCAGAACUGGACCUAAAAAACACUGAACUUACACUCAGGAACCUGGAGCUGAAGCGCUAUCAGGAUAAUCAAAGUGCCUCCAGCCUCGCAUCGACAGCAGAACGUAAACUGUUUGAUGGACAAAAGACUCUGAGACAGCUGCGUGCUAAUCUUCAGACUGUGGUGGUGAAGUUACAGUCAGGUGAGAGAGCGUGCUGCCAUUACACUGAUGGAGAGAAACUACGUUCCGCACUCAACAUCGCUGAUACUACACUGCUCAAACAGGAUCAGAUGUUGAUGGAGCUUCACUCCACUCUACAGUUGAUGAAAGCUCAGCUGCUGCACCGCAAAGUCGAAACCCAUACAGACCUGCAGGGACCCCCUCCGACCACACCCAUCACCGUCACGACCCCCAAUUCGUGCAGGAGGCGAGGCUGCGGCGUCGCCGUGGCGAUGGUGGAGAACGAGCCCCCGGGGAAGAGGCCGUUCCUGCGUCUCUUCAUGUCAUCACACGCUUCGAAUAAAACCAAAACCAAAAGUGACCUCACCACGCCGUACGCCCGGGUACUGCGCUUACGCCAACCCUCACCCCCUGCCAGCCCCGCCCCUGUCCGCAGGGGGCGCUUUUAACGGUGUUUAGUGAUAAAAGCAAUGUGGUGACAUCAUCACCGGGUAUUAUAA